This is a messenger RNA of Colletotrichum navitas, 528 nucleotides long. RefSeq lists its product as uncharacterized. Bases 1 to 528 code for a protein of 175 amino acids. The transcript has a single exon. Lineage: Eukaryota; Fungi; Ascomycota; Sordariomycetes; Glomerellales; Glomerellaceae. The record is from RefSeq and is a predicted model, not a curated record.
AUGGCCCCCCGUCUCGAUAAGAUGAUCCUCGACGCCCUUGAGGAAGUCGCCAAUAAGUCGCGCAAACCCAUCGAUGAGGUUUUGCGCGCCACUCAGACGAUUAUCGAGAAUAACAUUGUCAAAGACGAGCCGGCUGCUGUAGACGAGGCGCCCGCGCAGGCUGCGCCAGUCGCCACCCCUGCCAACACCGCCACCAAGAUCGCUGCGAAUACCGCAGCGAAGCCAUCUGCUCCGAAGGCUUCUGUCCCCGCGCCAGCUGCCACCAAGGCCUCUGCUCCCGCGAAUAAGCGCUCCGCUCCGAAGCCUCUGGGAUCUGCGGCCAAGCGAGCCGCCCCCAAGGUGAAGGCUCCUGCCUCCGACUCGGACACCGUCCCCGACGAACCUGUGGCCAACUCCGCGAGUCAGGGGAACGUCAACCAAUUUCCUUGCGGGUUCUCCGACUGCUCCAGAGUCUUUCAUCACAAGAGCUCGCGUAACCGCGUGAGUAUUCCGGCCGAAGCGCCUGGUGCCUGCGUGAGCUUAAUCUGA